AUGGAUCCAACACCGUUCAACAACGUUGUUGUUCAUCCCAAACUCGAAAACCAGAAUGCUAAUGCUGCUGCCGCAGAUUGGUUAUUCUUUGAUGACUACUAUACUAAUCUCAUGGCGACAUGGGAAGAAGAAUCGGGGUUUUGUGAAAGCUUCAAUAACAACUGUGGCGGCGGCGUAUCCAACAUUCUGGGCGACUUGGACUACGAUGUGGGAGAUUUAAACGUGUGGGACUAUGAUGACCCUUCAGCAGCAAUCUUCCAAGAAGAAGAAGAUGGAAGGUGUGGGAGUUCAGGAGGAUCCAACAACAAUGUUAAUAAUAAAGAGACGAUGAGGAUAGGAGGGGUUAAGAGGAAGAGGAAGGUGGGAGGCGGCGAAAGGUGUUGCAAGAAGCCUGCUGCGUUGGAGUUUGAUGAGAUUCAGAAAUACUUUGGUUUGCCGAUCACGAAAGCUGCCAAGGAGUUGAAAGUUGGGCUCACAGCGUUGAAGAAAAGGUGCCGGGAACUCAACAUCUCGCGCUGGCCGCAUCGUAAGAUCAAGAGCUUGACCUCCCUCAUUCACAACAUUAAGGAGUUGGGGAUGGGUAAUGAGAUUGAGAUGCUGGAAGAGCACAAGAGAAUGGUGGAGUGUAUACCAGAGAUGGAGCUGACUGAAAGAACAAAGAAAUUGCGGCAAGCUUGCUUCAAGGCUAAUUACAAGAGAAGGAAGUCGUCUCUACCCGCCCCUUCUCAUUAA
This is a messenger RNA of Ipomoea triloba (trilobed morning glory), 732 nucleotides long. Its product is annotated as protein RKD2-like. NCBI's taxonomy places the organism in Eukaryota, Viridiplantae, Streptophyta, Magnoliopsida, Solanales, Convolvulaceae. The record is from RefSeq and is a predicted model, not a curated record. The transcript has 3 exons. The coding region runs from base 1 to 732 and encodes 243 amino acids. Gene Ontology annotation, molecular function: DNA-binding transcription factor activity.